This is a messenger RNA of Zootoca vivipara (common lizard), 4459 nucleotides long. Lineage: Eukaryota; Metazoa; Chordata; Lepidosauria; Squamata; Lacertidae. The record is from RefSeq and is a predicted model, not a curated record.
CGUGAGGCGGAAGUUGCCGACAGUCUUCCGGGAAGGGCCGAAGGGGGCUGUCCGUUGCCGUCCGACACACUCACACACUCACGCACGAACAGAGCCCGCAGUAGGGAAAAGCGGCGGCGCUCUGAGGCGGGGCGGCCCCAGUUUCUUGGCCCCUUCGCUCCUUCCUUCUCUUUCUCUCCUCUCUCUCUUUUCUCCCCCUCGCUCUUUCUCCUCUCCCUGCCCCGCUCCCUCCCUCUCUCCCCUCCCUCCAUCCCCGCCCCGGCCGCCCCGUCCCUCUCGGCCGACCCCGGCGGGCCACUCCGGGCCAGACCAGGCCAGGCCUCGGGAGUCGCUUCCUCCGCCGCCGGCGCCCCCCUCUUCCCUCUUUCCCCCUCUUUCUCCUCCCCCCCGUCCUCCCUCUCACCCCCCACAAGACGGGCCAGGCCGGGCCUCGGUAGCCGGGUGGGAGAAGCCCCGGCCGGAAGGGCGAGAGACCAGCCUGCCAUCCCUACGCCGCCGCCGCCAGCCAGCCAGUCAGGAUGAUCAAGCUUUUCUCGUUAAAGCAGCAGAAGAAGGAGGAGGAAUCGGCCGGCGGCACCAAGGGCUCCAGCAAGAAAGCCUCCGCCGCGCAGCUCCGCAUCCAGAAAGAUAUUAAUGAAUUGAAUUUGCCGAAAACAUGCGAAAUAGACUUUUCAGACCAGGAUGACCUCCUCAACUUCAAGCUAGUUAUCUGCCCUGAUGAGGGCUUCUAUAAAGGUGGGAAAUUCGUUUUCAGUUUUAAAGUGGGGCAAGGAUACCCACAUGACCCACCCAAGGUGAAGUGUGAGACCAUGGUGUAUCAUCCCAACAUAGACCUAGAAGGCAAUGUCUGCCUAAAUAUCCUCAGAGAGGACUGGAAGCCUGUACUAACAAUAAACUCUAUAAUUUAUGGCCUGCAGUAUCUCUUCUUGGUGAGUAUAUGUGAAGUUGAAAGUAGAAAAUGCAGGGGGGGAAGUCUUUCCUCACUUGGGCCUGAGCAAAAAGUGUGGGUGUAGGAAUGGGAGACACAUGGCACAGAAGGUAGAAGAAAUGCAGCUCUGGCUUGAUGAUUUUGUGGGUGUUAGUGUGAGACAGGGUGUGCAUAAAGUAAAGGCAGUUUUGGCUUUAUAUAGUUGUGCUUGGGCAGGAUGUGUGUAUUGUGCUGUCUGUCAGCCUGCAGGAAUAGCUUGAGAUGGGGUUUUGCCUUUGUACAGCAGUGUACUUGACAGUUUUGGCAAAGAAGUGUUAGGAGGCCUUGCUCUGACAGCCUCUGAUCCAGGGUAGAUUGACGUAAACCAGUGUUCUCCAUCCUUGUGUCAUUAGAUGCCAGUGAACUGCAACUCCCAUAUUCCCCAACCAUUUUCGCCAAUGAUGAGAAAUAAGAGUUGUUGUCCAGUAACAUCUGGGAGCCCAUGGUUGAAGGGCACUGACUAAAAUGUUGUUUUAGCUUCCUAAUACAUUUAUUUCCUAAACAGUUAUGCAUACUAAUAUGUGGUUGUAACAGUGAAAACAUACCUGUUUGUAAUAAGAUGAAGCCCCAGGAGUAUAAUCUGGAAAGCUCUCGUCAUCCACCCCCUGAUGCAUUUUCCACUACAAAAUCUAUUAGUGCAGUCUUGUGCAUGUUUACUAAAAUUCAAGUCUCGCUAUGUUAAUGGGGUUUUCUCCUAGGUAAGUAUACACAGAAUUUCAGUCUCUCCUUAAAUCAGGGACAGUUCGUAAAAUUAAGUAGUUUUGUUUAGCUUUCCAUACAUGUGUAAGGACACACAAAUGACUUCCCUGGUGACCAAGUACCACCAACAUUUCGUAUGCAAAGGGUGGUAGUUACUGGGCAGAAAGUCUAAAUACUCACCGUGCAUACAAUAAAUACAUUCCAGAAGCAAUGAUGCCUGUAAUGCUGGUCUGCAAGUUACCCACAUUUUUUGCUCUUGGAUUAUACUUUUACAUAGAAAAUUAAGCUUUAAUUCAUUGCUUUUAAUCUGGGAUUCAGCUUUAAAAGACCUGUUUGUAUUACAUCAAUAUUUAUUUAUUCUAUUGUAUUCUGAAAAAUCAGGUUAUUUUAAAGGGGUGCUUAAUAAAACUUUUUAAAAACUGAUUUUAAAUGUUUUUGCUGUUUUAAGGCAUUUUUUAUACAGCCUGAUUUGCGUGGACCGCAAUACAGCUGGCGCUACUGUUCCUCUGGGUUGUGCCUCUCAUCCCUUCUGACAACUGUAGAUCUUGUUGUCAUGCCCCCCCCCCAGCAUAGUUUUCAGAAAGCAAAUGAUACACCAUAAUGUCUCAUAACUCCAGACCCAGACGUGCCAUGCUUUUUGGUCUUUUCUGUGCUUUUGGAGCUGAAUUGGAGAGUUGUGACCAUUUCCCCCCUCAAAUAAGCUUGGAGCUUCUUUGCUCCAGGGAAUGGGGAAGCUGAAACUGACCCAGUUAUUCGAUUACAACUCUCAUUGGCAGGGUGAGAGGCAGAGGAACAUUUGAGGUCAUGUGCCGUAAAAGCCUUGGUUGACCUUGUGUCCAAAGAGUGUAGAGGAAGAGGGUGUAGCACACUGUCUCCUAGGAGACAGAUUCAUGCUGAGAGGCUGGCAUCUCUCAGGUGGUGUGGGCUGUUUCUAGGCAGAUUCAAGCCUCUCCUGGAAACCAUCCCUUCGAGUGCUUUCAUUAGGUCAGGAGGCAAAGUGCCAUCAGUUCCUACAUUUGUGAUCAUUGCUACUUCUGUAGGCUUGCUGAUGUAUAUCCCCCCCCCCCCCCAGUUCCUUGCAUGAAGUCUUUCAGAGGCCCUGUGGACUUACUUUGCCCCACUCAUUUUCUUUUGUAUUCCCCUCCCUGCUAAGUGCAAGAGGUGAUGCUGGAAGGCGAUGCUACAUUAGGAUAGCCUCAAAUGUUCUCUCUGUUUGACGGGGAGGGUUGCUAUCAUAACAAGAGAACCUCAGCCCCUGGAGCAAUGCAAACCCAUAGGUUGGAAGCCUCUUCUCAUCACUGAAACUGAAGGCCACUUGAUUCACUAGAGACAGAACCCGGGGUUCUGUUUGUGCUGUUGGUGGGAUCAAGUUGUAAAUGGUGGCAUAGGAAGGGCUUUGCCACUUGAUUAUGCUGACUUAUAGGCUGUUAAUACAACAGCUGUUAAUAGGCUGUUGCUGUGUCUUUUCUAGCUGCUUAUCCAAGGCAUGGUUUUAGGGAAUGCCUUCAUUUUCCUUCGUAUUGGAGGGAAAUUGCUUGAGGAAAUGGAAUCGAUUCUUCAGGAGAAGUUGGGCAUCAGCCACACUGAUGAAAAUGGUGUGCAGAUGAUGUUAAUAAGAUAUCAAACAGUGUUUGGCUUGCUGCAGAGCAUGUAGUGAAACCCUGCUAUUAAACUUGCAUGGUUUUUCUCUGUAGGUGGGCCUACUCUUGGGUCUGGAUUGAUCUGCCAACCAAUUGAUCUUCUUGCCCCUCAAUGCAAGAGUUGAAUGCUACCUUUUUAGCUAGUUCCAGUUCUGUCGGAAUAAUUAUACUAAAAGUGGUGAUGCUCCCAGUUCUUGUUUUAGCCCACCAAUCUUAAAUGUGCCUUAGCUUCAAUGUUUAUCUUUCACUUCUCCAGCUGUAUUCCCUGAAGCUCCUCUCGUUAUUCCUAGAACAGGCAAGGGGAAUCUCUAGCCUCUGUGCCGGACUAGGUGCUCCAGGGUCCCUAAUUCCACUUCAGAGAUUGCUUUUCCUCAGCCACAUCCACCUGAAGUUGAGUGGCAUUAACUGUUGGGUAGCUAAAGCUUGUCUGCAAAGGAACAACCAGGAACCUUCGAUUGCACUCCUGCUUUUCUCCAUUGCCAGCAUGGCUUGUGCUUGGUGCCUUCUGAAUUCAGCACUGAAAGUUAGCUCUGCUGAGAUAGGCUCCAUUUGGGAGCUCCCAGUAGGAGUCCCUAAGUGGAGCUGAUCACUGCCAAUUCAGCUCUGAAUUUAAACACUGCCAAAUGCAAGUUCCUCUGACAAGCAACAAUUGGGAGUGCAUGGCUUAGAGCACAUUCCCUGUUGUUUCUUUGCAGUGGGACUUGGGUGCAGUUCAAAUUCAGUGUUCAGUGCAAACCCUGCUUCUUCCUGGCAAACACUGGUCAGCCUGAUAUCAUUUGACUGGUGAUUGACAGCUGGAUGGACUUGCCCAUCCAUUAAAAGUGGCCCACGUAGGGAUGGCUGCUUUUGGAUUCACCCUGCCUGCUCAAAGGGAUUCUCCACCCCUGCUCUAGAACAUCAGGUAUUCACCUUGGACCAUGAGUAAGGCAUCUGCACUCCAGUAUGGAAAUGGGGAUUUGUGAUGGGCGGCGGAAAGAGUUGAGUGAGCCCCAGGCAGCUCUGUAAACUGGUAACAGAACAGGAAUGCGGGUUGGCAUUUAAUCUUGCAUCUGACGAAGUGGACUCCAUGAAAGCUUGUGCCAUAAACAAGUCCUUGUCUUUGAAGGUGCUGCAAAUCUCUUUUGCAUUUAAUAAUAGAGCUUUUCCUCCCUCC